ACAUCAAAAUGAUGAACUAUUCAGUGAGYAAACUGUGAAUAAAUACUAUGAAUAAAUCCCAGUGAUAWUCAUCGCGCCAUUAAAGAUCGGCGUUCCUUCGAGUUGAUUUAAUAUUAUUACGAGUAUAAUAAUCGUCUAACAAACGCGUUAAUCCAUAAUAAUUGUGAAAACGACGAUGGUACAUCGAGUAUGAUAUCGUUUCAGUCACACACGCACUGAUUUCAGCCGGCUUUGAUGAUUUUCAAACGUUUUUUUAAUAUUUAUUUUUUUCAUCGUUGAAUUCGUUAUUUCGUUCUAAUGGCUAGAGGUUCGUCUUCUGGCGGUACCCAAAGCCCUAAAAGGAAAAACAGCAAGUCUAGUAAAACUAAAAGAAACCAACCGAMCUUAAAUGGAUCAGAUGCAAAUCAUUCCACAAAUAUGACUAACACAAAUACGGAAAAUACCAAACCAGUACAAUUGGCACCUCCUUCCACUCAGGAGCAAUGGACACUGAAAAAUCCAAUUCCCUUAGUAUUAGAAAUACUCAUCAUCGUUCAAAUGUUCUUUGUGACGUUGUUUUUCAAAACGUUCAAAGUAUUUCUGCCAAAGUCGAAGAAAUCUGUCAAGGGGCAUGUUGUACUGAUCACGGGCUCGGGCAGAGGACUUGGCCGUGAACUGGCCUUGUCGUUCGCCCAUCUCGGCGCCAAAGUGGCGUGCGUCGACGUGGACGAGACGAGCAACGAAGAGACGGUCAAGCUGAUCGAGUCUAAGGUGCCGGGUGCGUUGGCCAAGGCAUACACGGUCAACGUGGCAGUCAGCUCCGAAACGGCCGCACUGGCCGUCAAAGUGGAACUCGACCUCGGCCCGGUGGACGUGCUCAUCAACAACGCGGCCGUCAUUGUCGGCCACACGUUCUUGGGCGCCCAGGACCACACGAUUUCCAGCAUCAUCAACAUAAACCUGCUCGGACACUUUUGGAUGAUACGAUCGUUCUUGCCGAGUAUGAUGAAGAGAAAUAGCGGUCACAUUGUAGCGAUUUCGUCGAUUUCAUCUCUCAGCGGCGAAGCCAAACUAUCUGCCUACUCGGCUAGCAAAUGGGGUGUUAAUGGUAAGUCAAACYCUACGUACUCCGAUCGUACUCUUCCAUUGUAG
This is a messenger RNA of Diuraphis noxia (Russian wheat aphid), 1131 nucleotides long. Its product is annotated as estradiol 17-beta-dehydrogenase 11-like. Lineage: Eukaryota; Metazoa; Arthropoda; Insecta; Hemiptera; Aphididae. Gene Ontology annotation, cellular component: lipid droplet. Gene Ontology annotation, molecular function: oxidoreductase activity, acting on the CH-OH group of donors, NAD or NADP as acceptor. The record is from RefSeq and is a predicted model, not a curated record.